This is a messenger RNA of Knipowitschia caucasica, 1092 nucleotides long. The record is from the annotation of a GenBank genome assembly. NCBI's taxonomy places the organism in Eukaryota, Metazoa, Chordata, Actinopteri, Gobiiformes, Gobiidae.
AUGCACGACCUGAGUUCAUCUCCCGUCAUCAUGCUGCUGCACACCGGCCCCAUGCACACAAAGCUGAGUGUGAGGGGCGGGGGUCUUGGUUUGAUUGUGGAGGCUUCAAUGGGACCAGAGAGCGCUUCUGUUCAACUUCCAAGCGGGAAGCGUCGGCUGUCAUCUCCGGAGGUCCGGUUAAAGCAGAUUUGUGCAAACAUGAAGCUGUCCAGAGAAGAAUAUAAAGAAAUAGUGAAGUGGACAGAGCAACUCAGACCCACACGACAAUGUAUGGAGAUGCUGAGAGAGAAGUUCCCCAGUCACUCGCAGUCCACUCUCCUGAGCAUCUUCUCCCUCGAAUACCAGAAGCGCAUCAAAAGGACUAUGUCCAGACACCAUGCUGCAGACGUUGUUGAAGGCUACUACAAAAGGUACCAGACUGAAUCCAAGGCACAGCCCACUCGGCCCGUGCUGCUGGAAAUGGCCAACCAGGUGGAUCUGUCUCCAGCUCUUUUGGCACGUCUCAUACUGGACAGGUUCCUCCAGGACUCUGAUGGCGGCUCACCAUCCAAACUAGUGGUAAGCAGCAUGCUGAAGGAGCCAUCUUUGAUUCCAGACCAAAUUCUGGCCAACAAUAUCUACCAAUGCACAAUAAAUGACUGCUGUUAUGGACCAUUGGUAGACUGCAUCAAACAUGCUAUUGGCCAAGAGCAUGAAGUCUUGCUGCGGGACAAGCUGAUGGAGAGGAACAUGUCCUUUUUAGAUGAAAACCAACUGAGGAUCAUGGGCUAUGACAAAACACCUGACAUUAUUCUGGAGGUGCCGGUUGCUGUUGACGGUCACAUUGUGCACUGGAUCGAAAGCAAGGCAUCCUUCGGAGAUGACCAAAGCCACCGAACCUACCUCAACGAGCAGUUCUGGAGCUACUGGAACAGCGGGGAUGUGUCUGGAGCUCUCUCUGGGAACCCCGGGGUGCUUCCCAGCGGGCCGAGCGAUACCGGUGCAGCGGCCUGUCGCACUGCGUUAGGGCGCGCUCCCACAGUAGAACCAGCGCACGUAAACCCAAGCAGAGCUGUCAGCGCAUCCCCUCGCACCGCCGUACACUUUAAUUGA